GUGAGGUUUGUGCUUGCCGACUGACUCGCCUCUCCCGUACAGCACUCACAUCCACGGUAAAGACGAGCUUUUUUUGGAAGGAAAACCUUUUCAUUUUUUAAAAAGCGAGGACCUACGUACACGUUGGAGCUGGAGAAAGGCGCAGCUGUGUUCUUUUUGUUUUCUCCUGUUUCCUCCCGCAACUGAAUGAAAAACGAAGUCAUGGAGAGAGAAUGGAUAGACGGUGCAGGUUCGGGGUUCGAUCUGUCAAUGUGAUUAGGUAAACGCUGUUUAAAGUGCACAAUUUCACUUUUAUUUCUUUACAAAAACAGGACAAGUAGAUCAGUUCUUCCUGAUUGCAACCCUCAGUCCUUUCAGACAUCCACACUUUGGUGCCUUUUCGGGGAAACUGCUAACUUUCUACUUAAAAAAAUAAACAAAAAAGAUCGGAUUGCAUUUUUUUCCUUUAAACAUUUUAGAGGUGAUGUCAUCGUCCUGUGUUUUGGCUGGUAUUGUGUCGGUGUUCUUGGAGAACAGCAACCAGGCAACCAGCGGCUAAGACGGCUGGGGAAGUCCGGGAAAUCAGGUGCAGAGAGCGGCUGUCAUUUCCGUGCUGUCGCGGGUGGCUGGGUCCGCCACCCAGUCACAGCUGUUCCCAUCCUCUCUAAACCCCCCUCCCUCUCUCCCUUUCCCCUCCUCGCUUUCAUUCAACUCUCUCCAUCUCUCUCUGAGCUGGACCACUCCGGGCUGUCCACCACUCUAUUGGACACUGUUGUUCGGUGUCCCCCGCACCAGAUAUUUCGUGACCCAUCGUGGGUUCGCAGCCAUGACCGAGCCCGCCCUACAGCAGCCGGCGCCCGCGGAGCCCCCUUCGACACGCCGACCUCACUUUCAGCCCACCCAGGUACUCCGCCUCCCGCAGCGCCUGACCUUGCCUCGCAGAAACUAGUGACCUUACCCGUGCUCCAACGUCCGUUCGGACUAUCGCGCCUCCCAUUCUUCUUUUGCCAUCCGUGUUCCUGUCUCAUUGAAAUUCGUCUGUAAUGUGGAAUUCUCUCAAAAAAGUUGACAAAGUCGGCCUAUAAGCUCUACUGUAGCAUCAAAACAACAGCAUCAACGUGGAUUACGCAAAAGACUACAAGGAGAAAGCAUCACCAUUCAAAUAGUUUGGAGUGGUUUCGCAAUUGAAACGUGGCGGGGCUGUCGAUUGAAGUGGAGUCUCGUUGAAACGUGAACGCGCUUUCACCUGUUCCUCUUCAGCCUGGAGGCGCGCAGCUGUUUGAUGUCCUAACCUCUCACGGCGUUCCGGCCCUCUACGCUGCACGGGCCGCUGUGACAGCUGAGAGGUAGCACUCAGGUGCCAGUGGCACGGCCACUCAGCCCCACAUCCCGCCUUGACCGCACCAUAAUACCCGCCCCCUCCGGGGGAACCGGGGCACACCGCCGAUGCCAACGGGAGUGCCCGCUGACUCUUUGACCUUUCAUCCAGAACAGCGGAUUAUAAACACACAAGUGAACUAUCCGGACUGUCGGACCGGCUCUGAUCGAGCAAGGGGACUGACUCUGGGCGAAGUUCUGUAGUGGAGAAGGGAAGCGAUGCGGUCCCUUUUCUCCACGCUGGCUGUCUUAUGUAUCCAGAUGUUGCUGGUGAUGUGUAAUCCACUGCAGCAGGUCUUCGCCAUGGAUGGGGUUAACUUCAGCGUGCACGUGGAGAACCAGACCCGGGUGAGAGACGCUAUGAGCCGGCGGCAACACCGGGUCUACCAGCUCUAUAGCCGUACCAGCGGCAAACACGUCCAAGUGCUGGGAAGACGCAUCAGCGCCCGCGGAGAGGAUGGAGACAAAUAUGCCCAGCUCGUAGUGGAGGCUGACACCUUUGGUAGCCAGGUGAGAAUCCGCGGCAAAGAGACCAACUUCUACCUGUGCAUGAAUCGCCGUGGCAAGCUGGUGGGAAAGAAGGCCAGUAAUAAAAGUGAAGAUUGCGUGUUUGUGGAGAAGGUUCUGGAGAACCACUACACAGCGCUGAUGUCGGCACGCUAUUCUGGCUGGUACGUGGGCUUCACUAAGCGGGGGCGGCCUCGCCGAGGCCCCCACACAUUGCCCAAUCAGCAGGACGUCCACUUUAUGAAGCGCUUCCCGCCUGGGGAGUACCCCGAAACCACACCGUUCCGCUUUACAACUGUCAACAAGAGGAGCAAGAGGGUCCGUGCCACCGGACCCCGCUAGCAGCUACUUCUAACCCUCCAUCCACUGCCCGCUGUACCUGCUUACCGACUAACCUCUGAUGGAAGUCCUUCCUCUGGACUUUAAAACAACUAACUGGCCAAGUGGCCAAUUAGUGCCAUUGGACCCAUCCACUGCAACUGUAUCUGAAGUCAUUCCAUAUUGGACGAGUGCUACACCCACAAUUUUGACCGACAGGCCCAAACUAACGCUUCCCACUACUGAGAAAAUAUGUACUGUCCUCUGGACUCUGACUGGUGGGCCAACUAACUGGGAUAGUGCCGCGGUUACACCAACUCAUUUUACAUUUGGCCUGGCUGGCUGUCACUGCCCCACGCUCCAGCUCCUCUGUCCACUGACUGAAGGCAACUAGCUCAACCCUAACUCUGAUAUCACAGCUAGCCUGUCGACCUGGCCAACUCUAUAACAAGGCCUUGAAAAGUAGCUUUCAGGCUUUCCACCUCGUGUGGGCCUUUUUUUCCCUUUCAAUCCCCAAGCUUGAACUUAAUGGUUCGAUUGCACUAUCUCUUAGACUUGGCCAGUUAAGCUCUGCUUUAGAAAAACCUACAAAAACCAGGCACAUGGCUGGUUUAGUGCAAACAACUGUGUUAAAGUAAACCUGACGAAUAUGUUAAAAGAAAAAAUUUGUCAUGUUUUCCUGGAACUAAACGUGUGAACUAAUUUUGAGUGUUAGCAUGUAGCUACUGCUUAAGUCUCACAGGCUCGGACGGUAGCUAACUGGCACUGUCCAGAACUAGACUAUACCCACUAAUCGACGAAAGGACAGGGAGAGGAUGGACAGGCAGGGGGACGGAGGAACCACGCGAGAGCGUGGUGCAACACGUGGUGGAACAGGAUAGCCACAGGACGUUAGUGGUGGAGUCAAGCCACAGGAACACCAGCAGAACAGACUCACUGCUUUGACACACUUCUCUGUCUCAGCCGUUUGGCAAGGAGAAUCUGCGAGGCCCGGGUUAAAUGAAUUAAUUGAAAGAAUGUGAAUGUAUGUACAGUAUAUGUGUGUAUGUGUGUGUUUAGAGUACCAAAGACCAUUUGUGAAGCUGUUUAGGGGGAAUGUGGAGAGAGACUAGAGGCCUCAGUUAGCACUCUAUAACAUCCCCCAACAUCUCACUCAAAGGACUGAAGCUUUAAGAACUGGAAUGUAAAAAGCUGCACCAAAAAACAAAUCUAACAAGCACCAAAGACAACUGGAGACCAGUGACAUGACACCUCCCUAAAUCCCACCCCCAGGACAAAAUACUCUCUUCUUAUAGGGCCAGAGGGUGAUGACGUGUGGGAGGUUGCCUUCUCUUCAUAUUAGCAUUGCUAUAGAAACGACCCAGGGGAUGAUGCUCCUGUGCGAAUCCAUGGAUACAGAAUGCUGCUACCAGGACAUUCAGUGGUAAACCAAAGUCUCAUACACAAAAUAUUAAAGGGAACAAUUUAUUAAAAGUUAUAUAUAUAAAGAUGACAAAAAAACGAAAAUAGCGAUCUUACUAUGAUUGUUACUAUAAUUGUUGUUAUUAUAAAAUUAUUUCACUUAUUUAUUUCAGAUCUGUGUGCAGCGGUCUUUCUAAAGUCAGUAAAUCUUACAGAAUCAUGUCUCCUGUGUCAUUUAAACUGUCCAUACACAGUUAAAUCACCCUUCGUGACCAUCACUCAAAAAUAUUUACUUAUGCUUCCUUAUCAUCUGCCAUUUUGCUAAUUAUUUUCCAGGACAGGUCAGUUCUUCCCCUUCUCAGAUGUUAUAUUUUCUUUGGGGCGGCAAAGCUUCCUUUUUUGGAAAUGUAUUAAUGACAACAUAUAUGCCCCAAUUUCCUGAACAAAGACAAUAUUUCCUACUCUACCAACCAAUAUGUCAGGCCGUAGGCCCGCUAUGCUUCUGCAAAGCUGCAGAAUCCCAGUGGUCAUUCCUGCGCUCAAUCCCAUGACAUGCCUACACCUGCCGUAACCACACCAACAGUUCAGCACUCCCGCAAGGUUUCACCGUACUGUCACUCCAGUACGGCUGUGACUGUAAGAGUCCACUUGACUUGUUCCUCUUGGGUUCUAUACUUCAGCCUCCUACGUCCCUCUUUCCUUUGGCCUCCUAACAGUCACUCAAUCUCCUUAGUUUCAGAAGUUUGAUAUUAAGGGAACCCCCUCAAACCCACCCCACAAAACAGAUCAGUGAAGAGAUGUUGCUGCCAAAUGAACCAAUCACAUCCACAGACGGCAGAUCCGAGCUGACUCAGAGGGAAAAAGGGCUGUAUCCGAGGAUUCCGAGACAGGGGCAGGAGAGCGAGGAAUCCGAACUGUGUG
Molecule: messenger RNA, 4503 nt
Organism: Esox lucius (northern pike)
Lineage: Eukaryota; Metazoa; Chordata; Actinopteri; Esociformes; Esocidae
Gene: fgf18a
Product: fibroblast growth factor 18a
Exons: 5
Coding region: 1576-2205 (209 amino acids)
Biological process (GO): cell differentiation; fibroblast growth factor receptor signaling pathway; positive regulation of gene expression
Cellular component (GO): cytoplasm
Molecular function (GO): growth factor activity; type 2 fibroblast growth factor receptor binding; type 1 fibroblast growth factor receptor binding
Source: RefSeq, a predicted model, not a curated record